AUUCUUGAGUUGGCUCAAGAUACUGGUCUUGAGCCUGUGGCUGAAGAGGAUGAGGAAGAAGAAGAGAAUGAUGAUGAAGAGGAGCCUGAUGAUGAAGAGAAGAGGAAGCGAUUACGUAGACAGUCACUGAUGCAUUGA
This is a messenger RNA of Protopolystoma xenopodis, 138 nucleotides long. The record is from the annotation of a GenBank genome assembly. NCBI's taxonomy places the organism in Eukaryota, Metazoa, Platyhelminthes, Monogenea, Polystomatidea, Polystomatidae.